AUGGUGGUUUUCGCCUUAAAUAUUUGGAGACAGUAUUUGUAUGAUGUCCAUGUUGAUGUCUUUACCGACAACAAGUGUUUGCAAUAUGUGUUCAAGAAAAAUGAUCUAAAUCUACCCCAACAUAGAUGGCUAGAAUUAUUGAAGGACUAUGACAGCAGUGUCCUCGACUACCCGGAAAAAAUUUGUGUGGUGGCUAAUGCCUUAAGUCAAUUGUCUAUGAAUAGUGUUGCCCAUGUUGAGAAAGGUAAGAAACAGUUAGCUUGUGAUGUUCAUAGACUAGCUUGGCUACGUGUUUGCUUGGUUAAUUCAAUCGAGGGGGAUGUCACUGUUGAUAAUGGUGCAGAAUCAUCGUAUGUGUUUGAUGUGAAAUACAAUAAAGGUCUUGAUCCUAUUUUUGUUGAGUUGAAAGAAGUGAUGCUUAAAAGGUCUGUUGAGGAUUUCUCCAAAAGGGGAGAUCAUGUGCUUUAA
Solanum stenotomum is the source of this 468-nucleotide messenger RNA. RefSeq lists its product as uncharacterized. NCBI's taxonomy places the organism in Eukaryota, Viridiplantae, Streptophyta, Magnoliopsida, Solanales, Solanaceae. The record is from RefSeq and is a predicted model, not a curated record. Bases 1 to 468 code for a protein of 155 amino acids. The transcript has a single exon.